GUCUAUGAUACAGAGCUUUCGACGUUUGUGUUUCCCAUUCCUUGUCGAUUUACUACGUUCCGUAUUAAAGUCCGAACGGUCCGAACCGUCAAUUGUCCAAACCAUUUCGCUUUAAUUCCGUGAUCCGGCCUAACAUGAGUUGUGGAUUUGUUACCUGUGGCCCGAACGAAGCUCUUGUUGUUUCAGGAUGCUGCUAUGGCAAACCGCUGUUAGUACCUGGUGGAAGGGUGUUUGUUUGGCCUGUUGUACAGCAAGUUCAGAAGAUAUCUUUGAAUACGAUGACUCUUCAGGUUGAGAGUCCUACUGUUUAUACAUGUCAGGGAGUACCAAUAUCUGUAACAGGAAUUGCUCAGGUCAAGAUUCAGGGUCAAAAUGAAGAGAUGCUAUCAACAGCUUGUGAACAAUUCCUUGGGAAAAGUGAACAUGAAAUUCACAAUAUAGCUUUAGUCACGCUGGAAGGUCACCAGCGAGCAAUUAUGGGCAGCAUGACAGUUGAGGAAAUUUACAAAGAUCGCAAGAAGUUCAGCAAAGCAGUCUUUGAAGUUGCGAGCAGUGAUCUUGUGAACAUGGGUAUUACUGUCGUGUCUUACACCCUAAAAGAUAUUCGUGAUGAAGAGGGGGCAAAGGGAUACCUGAAAGCCCUUGGUAUGGCACGUACAGCAGAAGUCAAGAGGGAUGCUAGAAUCGGCGAAGCCGAGGCUCGCAAAGAUUCACAGAUACGAGAAGCUAUUGCAGAAGAACAGCGUAUGGCAUCUAGGUUCUUGAACGAUACAGAAAUUGCAAAAGCUCAACGUGACUUUGAACUAAAGAAAGCUGCUUACGAUGCCGAAGUACAAACCAAGAAAGCUGAAGCAGAAAUGGCUUACGAACUGCAAGCAGCUAAAACAAAGCAAAGGAUCAUGGAGGAGCAAAUGCAAGUAAAGGUGGUCGAACGAACUCAAGAAAUAUCUGUUCAAGAGCAAGAAAUGACUCGUCGUGAACGAGAAUUGGAUGCCACAGUCCGUCGUCCAGCUGAUGCCGAAAAAUACAGAUUGGAAAAAAUGGCUGAAGCAAAUCGCCUGCGACAAGUAAUGGAAGCUGAGGCUGAAGCUGAAGCUAUAAGAAUUAGGGGAGAAGCUGAAGCUUUUGCUAUUGAAGCUAAGGCUAAAGCUGAGGCUGAACAAAUGGCCAAAAAAGCAGAAGCGUGGAACGAAUACAAGAAUGCAGCAAUGAUAGACAUGAUGUUGGACACUUUACCAAAGGUUGCAGCUGAAGUAGCCGCACCCUUAUCUCAGGCAAAGAAGAUAACCAUGGUUUCCAGCGGAAACGGUACUGUGGGAGCAGAAAAAUUAACUUCAGAAGUACUAAACAUUGUUGCCAGGGUACCCGAACUUGUCAAAUCAAUGACCGGAGUGGACAUAGCCAAGUCCGUACACGCCGCAUGAACAAGAGAAGAAUCCUUUAGAUAUGAAUCCUUUACUUCUUACAAUACCCAAAACACUUCAGCUCAACCCGAUAACAUGUUUGGGCACUGGAGUAAAUCGCAGACGAAUUAUAUUUCACCAUAACGGUAGAAAAUAUUUAGUGACAAGUGAAGGGUCAAGCUUACCAAAAUUUACUCGAGAAUAUACUGUGAGAUCUAGACCAAAAAAAUGCGGGCAUGCUUGAGUUGACUCAAUCGAAUUUUAUAAACUUUUUGAAUAAAACUCAUUGAAUUCCCUAGGAACAAAAUUCGAAGGAGUAUUCGACCUAGUUGGCAAAUUUGUUUGAUUGCACAGGUUGAUGAAGUUUAUUAUUGUUUGGUCUGAAACUUACGUACAUUCAGCGCUUAUAUACACUACACAUAGGUAUAUUAUUUACAUUAUUGUAACAUACAUACAUAAAAAGAUAUAUACUCUUAUAUAAAACUUAUACAAAUAAUCGAUACACCUACCUAGAGUGGGUAAAAAAAGAAGAAAGUUUAUAGCAAGUAACGCAUUGGAUGGAUCUGCUUAUAUGUUAUAUUAAGUACAUUGAAUUACACAGAAAACAUUCAAAUUACAGGAUUUUUUAAAUGUUUUUUCGAUAAAAACGAAGUGUAAACUGCAUUUACAAUAUUUGACCGAGUCCGUAGUAACAAGAGACUUGAAACUUGCACGUUAUUUUACCUGCCACGUACGUACAUGUUCAUAUAUUUGAAAUUUUUAUGCACAUAGUAACCCUUGUUACCGUUUGUUCGUAUGGUACAAAUAUUACAAAAAACCUGCUGUAUUAUUGCAGUAGUCACUAAUAUAAGACAAAUUAAUUUAUAUAAUAAUAGAUCGACAUUGCCAUUAAAUAAUUAAACUAGAUUCAGUUUUUGUUAUGUUUUUUACAUCAGCUUGGUAGAAAGUUAAGUUUGGUCUAAAUUUUCCGUUUUUUUCCUUAUUGUUUUGUGACCCAAAACGGUAUCUUGAAAGUUGAUUACUUAUUCGUGAUUGAAACAUGCAUCAACUUCCGUAAUUGAUUUGAAAGAACGCGUUUACUACCUGAAGUUAAAACAAAAUAUUUGUACCAAUAAUGAUGAACCAUUUUACCUUCUGUUAUUAAUUCUGUAUAGCUAAUUGUGUUAACGAAUUUAUACCAAUGCAUGAUGCACAAAUUUUGUCGCAGUCAAUGACGGAAUGUGUAUAACUUACAACAAUUUUUACACACACAUCUCUAUAUAGUAAUAAUAUAUAAAUUACGCGCGUUUCAGUAAAGAUAAAAUAUAUUCAUAAUUUUGACGUUCCGAAUGUUGUUAAUCUUGCAUAUAUUUGGUAAGUUGGUGUGAUAUUAUCAAAAGACCAUGGUUACUACGAUGCCAACUCCUGACAUGAUAUUUCAAAGAUUAAUUGUACUCAUUGCUUUCAGAAUCAACUUUUAUUGUGGUAGAAGCUAAUAAUGGUUAUACAAUAUUAUCUUAUGCAGGUGUGAUUUUUCACUAUUAUUCAUCACCCCAAAGGAGAAUCUCAUACCUAGUUGCCCCAGGUAUUUUAUUUUUAAUUAAUUCUUUUUCGCCAUAAGGUGGAGGCUCCACCUUCGAUAUUUUUAAUGCAGAAACGUUCGUAUUUAUAGAUUUUACCCAUUUUUACAAUUAGUAACAUUUCAAAUUAAGUGUAAACUGGUGCAAUUUGGUCAAAAACUAUAUUCGUGCGUCUAGUCUACAGUACGUCAAGAUCUAUAUUUACUUACACGAUUACCUAUUUACCUUUCCAUAUAGUUGGCAUUUUAUCAAAUAAAAAAGAUCUAUGUAUUUUACCUUUGA
This is a messenger RNA of Neodiprion virginianus, 3244 nucleotides long. RefSeq names its product flotillin-1 (gene Flo1). Gene Ontology annotation, biological process: positive regulation of endocytosis; protein kinase C signaling; positive regulation of cell-cell adhesion mediated by cadherin. Gene Ontology annotation, cellular component: plasma membrane. The transcript has 11 exons. Bases 135 to 1424 code for a protein of 429 amino acids. NCBI's taxonomy places the organism in Eukaryota, Metazoa, Arthropoda, Insecta, Hymenoptera, Diprionidae. The record is from RefSeq and is a predicted model, not a curated record.